This is a messenger RNA of Ostrinia nubilalis (European corn borer), 1889 nucleotides long. RefSeq names its product facilitated trehalose transporter Tret1-like. Gene Ontology annotation, biological process: transmembrane transport. The record is from RefSeq and is a predicted model, not a curated record. Gene Ontology annotation, molecular function: transmembrane transporter activity. Bases 164 to 1600 code for a protein of 478 amino acids. NCBI's taxonomy places the organism in Eukaryota, Metazoa, Arthropoda, Insecta, Lepidoptera, Crambidae. Gene Ontology annotation, cellular component: membrane. The transcript has 8 exons.
AGUGUAGCCUUGUCAUUAGUUGUCUCGCUAGAUGUUGACUUGGUAACUCGUCUGUAAUUUUACAGCGAGAGUAGUUCUUGAAGUUACCGUAUUACACGAUAUUUUUUCUGGAUAUCUUUUAUUAAUUUAUAUAACCUGAAGUUUAGAGCUGGUAAUUAUAAAAAUGACGGAAAGGAACAGUCGAAAAAUACAAUAUUUCGCCGGAUUAUGUGCGUCGCUAAGUUUCAUGUUCACGGGCGCCACGCUGUCUUGGCCGUCCCCAGCAAUUCCUAAGUUCAAAAGUGGGGCAGCCGGCUUCGAAAUAUCGAAUGAACAAACAUCAUGGGUGGUUUCCCUGCUGUCAGCGGGAGCCAUGCCGGGCUGCUACCUUGGCCAGGUGCUAAGCGAGCGAGUCGGUCGCCGCAGAACGUUUCUGCUCUCCUCUCUACCGGGCCUCUUAGGUGCGUGUAUAAUUUUAUUCACCAAAACACCAAUAUUGAUGUGUGUGGCGCGAUUCAUGAUCGGUUUGACCACAGGAUCUGUGGCAGUGGUUGCAAUGAUAUACAUCACAGAAAUCGCCGAUAAGGAAGUGCGCGGAGCAUUAGGGAUGUUGGUCCAAGUGAUGAACAACCUGGGUAGUCUGUUGAUAUAUGGAAUCGGACCCUUCGUGUCUUAUACAAUGUUGAAUACCAUAAUCGUCACGAUUCCCGUCGUGUAUGCUGUCUGCUGCCUGUGGCUACCAGAGUCGCCGUACUACCAUUUGAAGGACGGCAGAGUGGAAGAAGCUAGAAAAGAAUUUAAAUUGUUAAAGGGAAGCGAUGAUGAGAAGUGGAUUGACGACCAGCUCAGCGUUAUACGUGCACAUGUAAAAGAAAGUAUGGAAAAUAAAUCAACAGCAAAGGAACUAUUCACCAACGUUAAGUAUAGGAAGGCAAUAUACAUAGUAGCAGGUUUGAAGACGGUACAGUACAUGACUGGUAUUCUAUUGAUCCAGUCGUACUUGGAGGUGAUAUUCAGACAGAGCAGCUCCGUGUCAGGUCCCCGAGCGAGUAUUGUCUAUGGAGUCGUCCAGCUUUUUGCAGGUAUCGGCGCAACGUUUCUAACUCGCUGGUGUCGCCGCCGGUUUCUACUGCUGACGUCGUGUCUGGGAGUGUCCAUUGCGAUGACAACCGUCGGCGUUUAUUUCUACCUACAGGAGAAGCUGCAAGUCAGCCAGGAAACACUCAACUCUAUCUCGAUAUUGCCCCUAGCAGGCCUCAUAGGCUUCAACAUUCUAUACGCGAUAGGAGCGGGCAACUUGCCUUAUAUUUUCCAGGCUGAGCUAUUCCCGGUAAAUGUCAAGGCCGUGGCCUCGAGCGCUGCCACACAGUUUGCUUGCAUUCUCAGUUUCCUCGUACAGAAAUUUUAUCAAAGCUGCAAAGAGAUUUUCGGCAAUUACACUGUGUUUUGGUCGUUCGCCUGCAUAGGCUACUUAGGAGUGGUCUUCAUAUACUUCUGUGUGCCCGAGACGGGGAACAAAACAUUGGAAGAAGUGCAAGAUAAUGUUGUGGACGCUUCAGAGGGUGUGCCUUUGCAAAGUUUUAGAAAUGGUCAUGAGACUGCUGAAAAACUUAAAGGUUAGUUAGCUGUCGAAACUUAUUAAGUAUACAAAUAAAGUCAAACUGUUCAAAGAAGAAUGAUCGAUUUAUGAAUGUUUUACUGCCAAAUAUUUUUUACCAGUCCUCUCGAAUAUGAAACGGUACGUCCCAAGUACUCUCUGUAUGAAGAAGAGAAUAAUAUCUUUUAAAUGUGAUAUUAGAGGCUGUGAGUUAGUAUUUUUUACCAAAAAUAUACAUAUGUUAUAGUUCGGAUAUGUUAUUUACAUAAUCGUUUGUUAUACUGUUAUGUAAUAAAAUUAUAUCAUAAACCAA